Messenger RNA from Salmo salar (Atlantic salmon), 2021 nucleotides. Its product is annotated as major histocompatibility complex class I-related protein 1. Gene Ontology annotation, cellular component: external side of plasma membrane. Gene Ontology annotation, biological process: immune response. NCBI's taxonomy places the organism in Eukaryota, Metazoa, Chordata, Actinopteri, Salmoniformes, Salmonidae. The record is from RefSeq and is a predicted model, not a curated record.
GGAACGCAACGCAACAUACAUUUGUGAAGGAGCGUUCCAUCGACAUAUACGUUUUAAAAUAGGGAUGUAGCUUAAGAAAACGGCUGUACUUUAAUUCAUAAUAAGAUGAAUAUAUCUCAUUUGACGGUUUUUGUUUUAUAUUUUUCACUAGAAUGUAUUUGCCAGAGCGACACCUACUCCCUGAGCUACAUCUACACUGCCCUGUCAAAGCCAGUAGACUUGCCUGGUAUCCAUGAGUUCACUGCCAUGGGUCUGAUGAACAACCAACAGAUCGAUUACUAUGACAGUGUGUCAAAGAAGAAGAUUCCCAAACAGGACUGGAUGAGGGAGAAGCUGCCAGCAGACUACUGGGAAAAAGGCACUCAGUCACGCAAGAGCAAGGAGCAGUGGUUCAAAGUUAAUGUCGAUAUCUUGAUGAAGCGCAUGAGGCACAACAACACUGAUGUCCAUGUCCUUCAGUGGAAGGUUGGUUGUGAGAUUGACCAACAGAGUGACGGCACAUUGAAAUUCAUAAAGGGCAUCGACCAAUACAGCUAUGAUGGUGACGACUUCCUGGCCUUUGAUGAUGUCACUAUGCAGUGGGUGGCCCCAGUUGAUCAAGCUCUGCCGACGAAGAGGAAGUUGGAUGAUGUGCAGAUCCUCAACACGUACACCAAGGGCUACCUGGAGAAGGAGUGUGUGGACUGGCUGUCCAAAUUCAUGGAAUAUGAGGACAAGGAAUUCAGUUGGGCUGAUUCCGCUCCAAAGGUCUAUGCAUUUGCUAAAAAAGCCAAAACUGCAGGACAUGUCCGACUGACCUGCAUGGCCACAGGUUUCUAUCCCAAAGAUGUGGUUAUGCAUAUUAAGAAGAAUGGUGUUCCAUUGACCGACCGUGAUGGAGUGCAGUCUGCAGGACUCCUACCCAAUGAUGAUGAGACCUACCAGAUCAGGAUGAGUGUGCAGAUCCCAGAGGCAGACAAGGAAACGUAUGAAUGUUAUGUCAACCAUAGAGCUUUGAAGGAGCCAAUUGUGGUAAAAUGGGAUGGAAAAUGUUGUGAUUGCAGUAGUGGCGGUGCUGUAGUCAUUGGGGCUGUAGUCAUCGCCUUUAUUGUAGUUCUGAUCUUGGUGGGCCUCUUUGUUCUGCACAGAAGAGGGACAAUUGUGAUUCCUGGCUUGAGAACUAGAGCUAAUGGCAAUGGAGCGGCUGCAAUGGUGUGAAAAGGAAAUAGCAAGGUGGAUAGAUGACCAUUGUUGGCCAAACUUCCUGACCGGACCACAAAGGAACCUCAAUUAAUUUCAUAAUUUUAUAGGAUGGCUAUUGAUAACACUAUUCAGUUACACAGAUUCAUUCUCAUAAGCUAGUGAUGGAAAUGAUAGUUACUUUGUUGCAAUAUGCUAAAAACUUCUGCAUUUCAUAGUGUUUGCUGUUCUUGUGUAAGGUUUGGUACUUCCAAGUGUGUGUGUGUGUGUGGGAGGGUUUACACUAGACCUGUACUAGGUCAGUUUUUUUUGAAGGGGUGGGGGGGUUAGGUACCAUUGGGGUUGAUGUAGCUCAUUCUCUUCAAUGAAAGUAUUCUGUCGUAUAUUUAAUUGUUUUACUGUUACAGUGGAUGUUACUGUAUGGAGAGGCAUCUUUAAGGUAUUUAUAUCAUUCUUCAGGGAUUAUAACUAGGCCUGUACUAGAUCAGGGUUAUAUAAGCCUAGAGGUACAGUACCAGUCCAAAGUUUGGACACACAGACUCGUUCAAGGUUUUUUCUUUAUUUUUACAAUUUUCUACAUUGUAGAAUAAUAGUGGAAAUCAAAACUAUGAAAUUACACAUUUGGAAUCAUGUAGUUACCAAAAAAGAAUUAAACAAAUCAAAAUGUAUUUUAUAUUUGAGAUUCUUCAACGUAGCCAACAUUUGCCUUGAUGUCAGCUGUGCACACUCAACUGAGUUUUAUUGAGAAAUGUCAAUAAAAAUAUGUCAGCCAAAGCAAAAACCUGAUCAAAAUGUAUUUAUAUACAUGCUGUAAGUACAGAAAUGGUUUGCUCAGUGGGAAA